UCGGAGUGGUACACGGCUCACGGUGCAGACGCGGAACUGGCGUGCGCUCGGAGCGGCGCCCGCGCCGAGGAGCGACUGACGCUCGGCUGCCGGGGGACGUCUGGCCGAACCCGGCCGGUCCCCCGAGGCUCGGGAGACUUGGAUUUUCAGAUAAUAUCAGGAUUCCUCCUGGGAACAUUGAUUCCAUGCUUGGUGCCUUGAAGUUUCUCUGAGAUGAACUGAUGAAUCGGAACCAUGGUGCAAAAGAAGAAGUCCUGUCCUCGGUUACUUGACUACCUAGUGAUCGUAGGGGCCAGGCACCCGAGCAGUGAUAGCGUGGCCCAGACUCCAGAACUGCUACGGCGAUACCCAUUAGAGGAUCACGCCGAGUUUCCCCUGCCCCCGGAUGUCGUGUUCUUCUGCCAGCCAGAGGGCUGCCUGAGUGUGCGACAACGGCGCAUGAGCCUGCGCGAGGACACCUCUUUUGUCUUCACUCUCACCGACAAGGACACCGGAGUCACGCGUUAUGGCAUCUGUGUUAACUUCUACCGCUCCUUCCAAAAGCGCGUGCCUAAGGAAAAGGGGGAGGCCGGGGCAGGGUCCCGUGGGAAGGAAGGACCCCACGCCACCUGCAUCUCAGAAGAGGUUGGCUCCGAGAGCUCGGAGAGUGGCCCGUCCCUGCAGCCUCCCAGUGCCGACUCUACCCCGGAUGUGAACCAGUCUCCUCGGGGCAAACACCGGGCCAAGGCGGAGAGCCGUUCCCGCAACAGCACUCUGACGUCCCUGUGUGUGCUCAGCCAUUACCCCUUCUUCUCCACCUUCCGGGAGUGUCUGUACACCCUCAAACGUCUGGUGGACUGCUGUAGUGAGCGACUGCUGGGCAAGAAACUGGGCAUCCCUCGAGGCAUACAAAGGGACACCAUGUGGCGCAUCUUUACUGGAUCGUUGUUAGUGGAGGAGAAGUCAAGUGCCCUUCUGCACGACCUUCGAGAGAUUGAGGCCUGGAUCUAUCGAUUGCUGCGCUCCCCAGUACCCGUCUCAGGGCAGAAGCGAGUGGACAUUGAGGUCCUGCCCCAGGAGCUCCAGCAAGCUCUGACCUUUGCGCUUCCAGACCCCUCUCGAUUCACCCUAGUGGAUUUCCCACUGCACCUUCCCUUGGAACUUCUGGGUGUGGAUGCCUGUCUUCAGGUGCUAACCUGCAUCCUGUUAGAGCACAAGGUGGUGCUGCAGUCCCGAGACUACAACGCACUCUCCAUGUCUGUGAUGGCAUUUGUGGCAAUGAUUUAUCCCUUGGAGUAUAUGUUUCCUGUUAUUCCACUGCUGCCCACCUGCAUGGCGUCCGCAGAACAGCUGCUGUUGGCUCCGACGCCGUACAUCAUCGGGGUCCCUGCCAGCUUCUUCCUCUACAAACUGGACUUCAAAAUGCCUGAUGACGUAUGGCUAGUGGAUCUGGACAGCAGUAGGGUAAUUGCCCCCACCAAUGCAGAAGUGCUACCUAUCCUUCCAGAACCAGAAUCACUAGAGUUGAAAAAACAUUUGAAACAGGCCCUCGCCAGCAUGAGUCUCAACACCCAGCCCAUCCUCAAUCUGGAGAAAUUCCACGAAGGCCAGGAGAUCCCUCUUCUCUUGGGAAGGCCUUCUAAUGACCUGCAGUCUACACCUUCCACUGAAUUCAACCCACUCAUCUAUGGCAACGAUGUGGAUUCUGUGGAUGUCGCAACCAGAGUGGCCAUGGUCCGUUUCUUCAACUCCCCCAACGUGCUGCAGGGCUUUCAGAUGCACACACGUACCCUGCGUCUCUUCCCCCGGCCCGUGGUAGCUUUCCAAGCUGGCUCCUUUCUAGCCUCACGUCCCCGGCAGACUCCUUUUGCUGAGAAACUGGCCAGGACUCAGGCUGUGGAGUACUUUGGAGAAUGGAUCCUCAACCCCACCAACUAUGCCUUUCAGCGGAUUCACAACAACACAUUCGAUCCAGCCCUGAUAGGCGACAAGCCGAAGUGGUACAUCCACCAGCUGCAGCCUGUCCACUAUCGAGUGUAUGACAGCAGUUCCCACCUGGCCGAGGCGCUGAGCGUGCCGCCGGAGCACGACUCUGACUCUGACCCUACUGAUGACAGCGGCAGUGAUAGUAUGGAUUAUGAUGACUCAAGCUCUUCUUACUCUUCCCUUGGUGACUUUGUCAGUGAGAUGAUGAAAUGUGACAUCAAUGGUGAUACUCCUAACGUGGAUCCUCUGACACACGCGGCACUGGGGGAUGCCAGUGAGGUAGCUAUUGAUGAGCUGCAGAGCCAGAAGGAAGCAGAGGAACCUGGCCCAGACAGCGAGAACUCUCAGGAAAACCCCCCUCUGCGUUCCAGCUCCAGCACCACCGCCAGCAGUAGCCCCAGCACCGUUAUCCAUGGAGCCAGUUCUGAACCUGCCGACUCAACGGAGAUGGAUGAUAAGGCAGCAGUAGGCGUCUCCAAGUCCCUCCCCAGCGUGCCUCCCAGCAUUGGCAAAGCGAACGUGGACAGGCGUCAGACAGAAACUGGAGAGGGGUCAGUGCGCCGGCGAACCUAUGAUAAUCCAUACUUCGAGCCCCAGUAUGGCUUUCCCCCUGAGGAAGAUGAUGCUGAGCAGGGGGAACGUUACACUCCCCGAUUCAGCCAACAUGUCAGUGGCAGUCGGGCUCAAAAGCUGCUGCGGCCCAACAGCUUGAAACUGGCAAGUGACUCAGAUGCAGAGUCAGACUCUCGAGCGAGCUCGCCCACCUCCACCGUCUCCAACAACAGCACUGAGGGCUUCGGGGGCAUCAUGUCUUUUGCCAGCAGUCUGUAUCGGAACCACAGUACGAGCUUCAGUCUUUCAAAUCUCACACUGCCUACCAAAGGAGCGCGAGAGAAAACCACACCCUUCCCCAGUCUGAAAGUAUUUGGGCUAAAUACUCUAAUGGAGAUUGUUACUGAAGCCGGCCCCGGGAGUGGUGAAGGAAACAGGAGGGCCUUAGUGGACCAGAAGUCAUCGGUCAUUAAACACAGCCCAACAGUGAAAAGAGAGCCUCCGUCACCUCAGGGUCGAUCCAGCAAUUCUAGUGAGAACCAGCAGUUCCUGAAGGAGGUGGUGCACAGCGUGCUGGACGGCCAGGGAGUUGGCUGGCUCAACACGAAGAAGGUGCGACGGCUGCUGGAGAGCGAGCAGCUUAGAGUCUUUGUCCUGAGCAAGCUGAGCCGCACGGUGCAGUCAGAGGACGAGGCCCAGCAGGACAUCAUCCCAGAUGUGGAGAUCGGUCGGAAGGUGUACAAGGGCAUGUUAGACCUGCUCAAGUGCACGGUCCUCAGUCUGGAGCAGUCCUACGCCCACGCAGGUCUGGGUGGCAUGGCCAGCAUCUUUGCGCUUCUGGAGAUCGCCCAGACCCACUACUAUAGUAAAGAACCAGACAAGCGGAAGAGAAGUCCAACAGAGAGUGUAAAUACACCAAUUGGCAAGGAUCCUGGCCUGGCUUGGCGGGGGGACCCAAAGGCCAUGGCACAGCUGAGAGUCCCCCAGCUGGGACCUCGGGCACCAAGUGCCUCAGGAAAGAGUCCCAAGGAACUGGACACCAGAAGUCUAAAGGAGGAGAACUUUGUAGCAUCUAUCGAAUUGUGGAACAAGCACCAGGAAGUGAAAAAGCAAAAAGCUUUGGAAACACAGAGGCCUGAAGUAAUCAAACCCACCUUUGACCUUGGUGAGACAGAGGAGAAGAAGUCCCAAGUCAGCGCAGACAGUGGUGUGAGCCUGACGUCUGGUCCCCAGAGGACUGAUCCAGAUUCUGUCCUUGGUGUGAGUCCAGCCGUUAUGAUCCGAAGCUCGAGUCAGGACUCUGAAGUUAGCACCGUGGUGAGUAAUAGCUCUGGAGAGACCCUUGGAGCGGACAGUGACCUGAGCAGCAAUGCAGGUGAUGGACCAGGCGGUGAGGGCGGCACCCACUUGGCAGGCUCUAGAGGCACGUUGUCUGAUAGUGAAAUUGAAACCAACUCUGCCACCAGUGCCAUCUUUGGUAAAGCCCACAGCUUGAAGCCAAGUGUAAAGGAGAAGCUGGUGGGCAGCCCAGUUCGCUUUUCUGAAGAUGUAAGCCAGCGAGUCUAUCUCUACGAGGGACUCCUAGGAAGGGACAAAGGAUCGAUGUGGGACCAGUUAGAGGAUGCCGCUAUGGAGACCUUUUCUAUAAGCAAAGAGCGUUCUACUUUAUGGGACCAAAUGCAGUUCUGGGAAGAUGCAUUCUUAGAUGCUGUGAUGUUGGAGAGAGAAGGAAUGGGUAUGGACCAGGGUCCCCAGGAAAUGAUAGACAGGUACCUGUCCCUAGGAGAACAUGACCGGAAGCGCCUAGAGGAUGAUGAAGAUCGUUUGCUGGCCACGCUCUUGCACAACCUCAUCUCCUACAUGCUGCUGAUGAAGGUAAAUAAGAAUGAUAUCCGGAAGAAGGUGAGGCGCCUGAUGGGAAAGUCGCAUAUUGGGCUUGUGUACAGCCAGCAAAUCAACGAAGUGCUUGACCAGCUGGCAAACCUGAAUGGACGAGAUCUCUCUAUCCGGUCCAGUGGCAGCCGGCACAUGAAGAAGCAGACAUUUGUGGUACAUGCGGGGACAGACACAAAUGGAGAUAUCUUUUUCAUGGAGGUGUGUGACGACUGCGUGGUACUGCGUAGUAACAUCGGGACAGUGUACGAGCGCUGGUGGUAUGAGAAGCUCAUCAACAUGACCUACUGUCCCAAGACCAAGGUGCUAUGCUUGUGGCGUAGAAACGGCUCUGAGACCCAGCUCAACAAAUUCUAUACUAAGAAGUGUCGGGAGCUGUACUACUGCGUGAAGGACAGCAUGGAGCGUGCCGCCGCCCGACAGCAGAGCAUCAAACCUGGGCCGGAGCUGGGUGGCGAGUUCCCUGUGCAGGACAUGAAGACUGGCGAGGGUGGCUUGCUGCAGGUCACCCUAGAAGGGAUCAAUCUCAAGUUCAUGCACAACCAGGUUUUCAUAGAGCUGAAUCACAUUAAAAAGUGCAAUACAGUUCGAGGCGUCUUUGUCCUGGAGGAAUUUGUUCCUGAAAUUAAAGAAGUGGUGAGCCACAAGUACAAGACACCAAUGGCCCACGAGAUCUGCUACUCUGUGUUGUGUCUCUUCUCAUAUGUGGCUGCUGUCCGUAGCAGUGAGGAAGAUCUCAGAACCCCACCCCGGCCCGUCUCUAGCUGAUGGAGAGGGGUUAAGGCUGCCCCAGCCCAGGGGCCGUCCCUUGCCUCUCGCUGUUCCCAAGUGCACCGUGCUGCUGUGACUGCGAAGUGGGUGAUGCGUGUGUGUUCUCUGCAAGCCCCCUCGCUGAGGCUCAGAUGGGCCCCAGUUCUGUGUGUCUCAGUGUCUUAGUGUGUCUCACAGGGCUGAGCUAGUCUCUUCCAGCUUCUUCCUCUCCACCCCCAAAAGACCAUCCUCCUGUCCCCUCGGGGCUCAAAAGUGCGUGUGUGUCUGUCUGUUGGGCCAAUGGCUUCUAAGAACUCGGAGUACAGGCAAGUGCGAGCCCGCUGUUACGUGUCAUUGAGACAUUUGUGUUGUAGUUUCUCAUCCUUGACAUUAUAACCUUCCAGAGCAGGACUUGGGCUCUCCGUCCUCUGUGAUCCGGCACCACUGGGUGCCUGGAGCAGUCCCACUGUGGGGAGUUGAGGGAAGCUUGAGGCUUGUCCCCCCAGACGAGGGGUGGGUGGGGAAAGGAAGGGGGGAGUCAAGGGGCAGCAGAGCGAGUGGCAACCUCCCUGCUUCCUUAGUUCCUCCCUGGGACUUCCAGGCAGUCCCCAAGCUGGCAGCGACUGCCCACGGGCACAGGCCUGGCUGCUGCUACCACGGUCUCCACCAGUGCAGUGGGGCUGCACUGACCGGCUGCUGCUUGCUGAGCAGCAGUUCCCUUGUGGUCUGCCUGGCCUUCGGCAGGGGAGAGCAAAACGACUGGGGCUGGGAGAGUCCCAGGGACCACAGGCUGCCACGCCCAGGAACCUGGUGGUGUGGGGAGAGGCCGAGUUCAGUAUCCACCUCUGUGUCUGCGGGUAGCAUCGCAGCACUGGCUGCCAGAGGGAGCGAGAGCCUGGGAGUGGGCACGAGAUGACUGUAAAUAUUUCAGCUCCACAUUAUUUAUAGAAAAUGUACAGAUGUGUGAAUGUGAAAUAAAGGUCCUCAACUCCC
Molecule: messenger RNA, 6153 nt
Organism: Lagenorhynchus albirostris (white-beaked dolphin)
Lineage: Eukaryota; Metazoa; Chordata; Mammalia; Artiodactyla; Delphinidae
Gene: MADD
Product: MAP kinase activating death domain
Exons: 36
Coding region: 235-5178 (1647 amino acids)
Biological process (GO): regulation of Rab protein signal transduction; regulation of apoptotic process
Cellular component (GO): cytosol
Molecular function (GO): guanyl-nucleotide exchange factor activity
Source: RefSeq, a predicted model, not a curated record